Dipodomys ordii (Ord's kangaroo rat) is the source of this 1562-nucleotide messenger RNA. It is a transcript of the gene Tomm40, whose product is annotated as translocase of outer mitochondrial membrane 40 homolog (yeast). Bases 342 to 1202 code for a protein of 286 amino acids. Gene Ontology annotation, cellular component: mitochondrial outer membrane translocase complex; mitochondrial outer membrane. Gene Ontology annotation, molecular function: transmembrane protein transporter activity. The record is from RefSeq and is a predicted model, not a curated record. NCBI's taxonomy places the organism in Eukaryota, Metazoa, Chordata, Mammalia, Rodentia, Heteromyidae. The transcript is spliced from 8 exons. Gene Ontology annotation, biological process: protein import into mitochondrial matrix.
CGGUAGAAUCAGCCUCCUGGGGGGGGUGAUCACCGAGGGGACCGACACCCAAGGUCACGGUGUCAGCAGGGCUCCCUGGACAGGGGGGUACCCCCCGCCUUCAGCGUGCCUCACUAUUCUAAGUCUGGAACCUGGGUUAAUUGUGGGGUGAUGGUGGGAGGAACUGACAAGAGUCCUCGAAUCCUCAGUAUGGGAUAACUCGCCAAAUCCUUCCCGUCCGCAUCCUGCAUGAUGAGGCUCCCCAUCUUCCAAGAUGAUAAGGCCCUCCUGGUGUCAUCCACUGUUCUGGUUGGGAUGCCUUGGAAUCUGUUGCGCUGCUGGCAGGGUCUCCGGGGAGAGAGAUGGGGGUCGUAAGGAAAGAAGAGUUUUGUGUGGAUUUCUCUUCCCCAGAGCUGUUUCCCGUUCAGAUGGAGGGUGUCAAGCUUACGGUCAACAAAGGGUUGAGUAACCGUUUCCAGGUGAACCACACGGUAGCGCUCAGCACAAUUGGGGAGUCCAACUACCACUUCGGGGUCACCUAUGUAGGGACAAAGCAGCUGAGUCCCACGGAGGCAUUCCCUGUGCUGGUGGGCGACAUGGACAACAGCGGCAGCCUCAAUGCUCAGGUCAUCCACCAGCUAAGCCCAGGCCUUAGGUCCAAGAUGGCCUUCCAGACCCAGCAGUCCAAGUUUGUGAACUGGCAGGUGGACGGCGAGUACCGGGGUUCCGACUUCACAGCAGCUGUCACCCUGGGGAACCCCGACGUCCUGGUGGGAUCAGGCAUCCUCGUGGCCCACUACCUGCAAAGUGUCACGCCGUGCCUGGCACUGGGUGGAGAGCUGGUCUACCACCGGCGGCCGGGUGAGGAGGGCACCGUCAUGUCUCUAGCCGGGAAGUACACACUGAACAACUGGCUGGCCACGGUCACGCUGGGCCAGGCAGGCAUGCACGCCACAUACUACCACAAAGCCAGUGACCAGCUGCAGGUGGGCGUGGAGUUCGAGGCCAGCACGAGAAUGCAGGACACCAGCGUCUCCUUUGGGUACCAGCUGGACCUGCCCAAGGCCAACCUCCUCUUCAAAGGCUCUGUGGACAGCAACUGGAUCGUGGGCGCCACGCUGGAGAAGAAGCUUCCUCCGCUGCCCCUCACACUGGCCCUGGGCGCCUUCCUGAACCACCGCAAGAACAAGUUCCUGUGCGGCUUCGGCCUCACCAUCGGCUGAGCCCGGCCUCCGCCUUUCAUCCUCCACCCUGCGCCUCCCUCCCUCCCUCCCGGGGCGGGGGCAGUGGGAACGGGGUUCCGGCCCCCCCCCCAGCAGCCCACCAGGGGGGUCUCAGGAUUCCCAGCGCCAGGGGGCCUGGGGUCCCGGAGGGGAUUCUGGAAUAUUCCGAGCACCGUGCAAGAGGCAGCCGGAAGACCUCAGGGCGGUGUCCCAGCAGCCGGGGGCCCCAUCGAGCCGGCCCUGGGCAGCGAGAGGAGCUCCCGCCCCGUCCACCUCCCCCUCCCCCGUAUAAAUCAUGUUUAUAAGUUAUGGAAGAACCGGGACAUUUUGCAGAAAAAAAUAUAUACGUGGAAAAAAAAA